Porites lobata is the source of this 1116-nucleotide messenger RNA. NCBI's taxonomy places the organism in Eukaryota, Metazoa, Cnidaria, Anthozoa, Scleractinia, Poritidae. The record is from the annotation of a GenBank genome assembly.
AUGAUUAUGGAUGCAAAGUACCAGUUGUCAAACGCAACAGCUGAAAAUGUAACCUUGCCAACCAAAACAAUUGAUGGCUACAACUUUAACACAGAAAUCGCAGUGCUUUUGUUGAUUGCUGUUGGAAUUGUAAUCAUCAACGGAGUCGUUUUGUAUCUAUUUAUCAAGGAAAAGGUUUUGCGAACUACUUCAAACUACCCACUUUUCAGCUUGGCUGUCUGCGAUUUCAUCUGUGGUUUCGUCGUCAUUCCUAUGUUUACUACAGUACACUUUACUUCACUGGUUGAGUCUUCGGAAGCGAAGUUCUAUCUGGGAUUCCUAGUCACUGUUCUUCACAACUUUGUAGCUAUCGCUACUGUCUACCAUCUUGUUGUUAUCACCGCAGAGCGAUACAUGGCCAUCAAAUAUCCGCUUAAACACCUAGUCAUUCGCAAGAAACGUAUUCAAAAGGUGUUGGUCAUAGUUUGGAGCUCCUCGCUGCUGAUUUCGUUUGUACCUUUUACAUGGAUUGGUGCGAUAUUCCCAGUAUACCAGCCAGUAUCAAAAUAUUACGUGCUUGGUUUCACCGCAUUCUGCCUCUUGUUUGCCUUCUUUGUGCCAUACUGCUUCAUGCUGUUCGCAUUUGUGCAUAUAUUCAAAGCCAUUAAUACAGCAUCUCCAAAAAAGUAUCUACAAGCGGCCUUCAAGGGACGAAGACACAGCAAACAUUUGGAAACAGUCUCCGGUGAGUGGAGGUGCUUGUUACUGUUUGCCAUCAUGGCUUUUGUAUUUCUCGUGAGUUGGGGACCUCGAUUCGUAUUAUCUCUAUUAUAUCAAUUGCAAGUCAGUUCCUCGAGACUUGAUGUAGCAUCUCAAGUGGCUCUUCUGGUCAGGUACACCACUUCAGUGGUCAAUCCACUACUUUACACCUUCUUUAAAAGAGAUUUACUUCGAUCUUUUAAGUUACUUUUCACAAGGCAUUGCCCGAAUAGGCGAAUAUCUCCCUCUUUCUCUGCCUUAUCUCUGAGACGAACAACCUUGAAGGGUGAUCCCAAUAACAACUCAACCAUAACUACUCCAAGCAGAGAUACUCCAAAACUGCUGUCAUUUCAGUUUGUACUUCGCUACCAAAGUUGA